AUGGAAUGCAUGGAAGGAAUCGAAGAUUUGCAUAAUGUUGGAUUUAUUCAUCGCGACAUAAAGCCAUCGAAUUUUGCUAUGGGGCGAAAGCCGUCAGUCGCGCAUACUGUAUUCAUGCUUGAUUUCGGACUUGCCAGGCAGUACUGUACAUUUGACGAAAAGGGCAACGCAAAGCUACGUGAGCCACGCAGAACUGUUCCGUUUCGUGGAACUAUACGUUACUGUUCGGUGAGCGCACAUCGUCGGGACGAGCAAGGACGACACGACGAUUUAUGGUCCCUUUUCUAUAUGACUGCAGAAAUGAUUCUCGGCUCACUGCCUUGGUACAUUUUUCCGAAUAUUUCAAUUUUGAAGGUAAAUUUUCAAGAUUCAGAUUUUUUCGCGUGUUUAAAUUUGUUGCGAAGAAUGGAUCGGGAGCAUGCAGAAGCUUGCAAAAAAAGCUCUGAAAAAGAAUUGGUAUCACAGCUUCCUGUCGAGUUCCAUCUUUAUGUGAAGCAUCUAAAGAAACUGAAUUACAACCACAAACCAGAUUACAACUUGUUGUCGUCGCUGCUGAAACAAAUAAUGAAAAGGGCUAAUUACAACAUGUCAGAUCCCUACGACUGGGAGCCAAAUGGCGAACAUGCGCUAAAAUUCACUCAAUGGUUUGUUUCUAUUUUUUUAGCUUUAUUUUAA
Messenger RNA from Gongylonema pulchrum, 675 nucleotides. The record is from the annotation of a GenBank genome assembly. NCBI's taxonomy places the organism in Eukaryota, Metazoa, Nematoda, Chromadorea, Rhabditida, Gongylonematidae.